AUGCCGCUGCUCGACGACCAUCUAGAGCAGAUCUCUUCGUCCGCGAAAUCUAUUGGGGAACUAGAGUUCCCUGCUCCGAAGAUCUUCACCAAUGCUCUACUCGGCAGCCAUGAGAUAACCACGCUGAUACGCGACACCGAGCCACACGAGAGGGCACUCUUCUCGCUGGAUCCAAACGUGACAAAGGGUCCGACGAGUAACAACGAAUAUAGCCAUGGCAGUGUGUAUGGCUCCGAUCGAAUAUCGCAUGGAAGGAAGAGCAUUUAUGCCACAGGUCCACCCGUGAAACAGAGCGCUGUAGCGCGGGUCUUGGGACCAGACAUGCUUUAUGAGAUUCGACAGACCAGUGGCAGUGCAGCGCGCGGCAAGAGUGUUGUCAACGUGGAAGUGCUUUUGCGUGGCGCAGAGAAGCUCUGCGAAGUGUAUGAUGUUGAAGGCGCAACUGACAAGAUUGCAACCAUUCGGAGGCGGCACCAAGCACUUUCCGGCUCGGUGACGGAGUAUCAAGAACUGGUGCUACAGCAACAAUCGAAGCUCAGCCGUUUCAACACCGGAGCCGGCUAUGGUAUUGCAGAUGACGGAGUCGAAGGUGGAAGCCUUGACACUGGAGUUGCGCCAGCCAGGGCUUUCACCGAGACCGAUAUCCAGACUGAAGAAGCUGAGAUCAGGGAACUCGAGGCUCGGAAGAAGGCCUUGGAGGAGAGAGUAUACGGCAUGGAGAAAGAUCUUGAAGGUCUGUUACGCUAA
Molecule: messenger RNA, 747 nt
Organism: Cyphellophora europaea CBS 101466
Lineage: Eukaryota; Fungi; Ascomycota; Eurotiomycetes; Chaetothyriales; Cyphellophoraceae
Exons: 2
Coding region: 1-747 (248 amino acids)
Biological process (GO): attachment of spindle microtubules to kinetochore
Cellular component (GO): spindle microtubule; DASH complex
Source: RefSeq, a predicted model, not a curated record